UUCAACAUGCUGAUCUAUGGAUCUUAAAGAUAACAACACCUAUGCGCACUCGUCAAUUCAUGAAGUUGGUCGUCGACAACUUAACGAGAUGAAAUAAUUUCAUCCUACAUCAAAUAGAGAACCCAACUCAGACUUGCAGUAGUCAAAUGAAACAUGCUCACCGAGGACCGCGGCGCACACCCUCGGACUAGGCGGCGGGACUAGUGAUUGCAUCUGAGACUUGUGUCGCCAUUCGUGGCACCGGAGCGUGUGAUAAGUAUGGCAUCCCCGAUACUGCCAAACACGUCAAACUUCCUGGGAGUGGCUCUGGUGGUUAACCGGCUGCGCGAUGGCCCGUUGUUUGUCUUCCAGUACCCGUCUCGGAUCCUGCAGCCGCGCGCACCGUCCUCCAGCGACAGUGCUCCCAGGGAUGAGCUUGACGACGACGACGAUGAACUUCUAAAUCAGAUGACACAUCCUCCUUUCGAAGCACCUUCUGGUUCUCUCCCAAAGUCUGUUGAUCUACAGAAUUGGAACCAUGAUGAUCAUUUGGAAACCGAUAGCGGCUCUCAAAUAGUGCCCUGGGAGCAUGUAGCUGGUUACCCAACUAAAGACCUCGAGAGUCUCCUCACGCCAAGUCGAGCUUUCCACAAGAAGCUAUUUCAUGUGUCAUUAGAACAACUCUGUUUUGCAUCGUAUCCCGUCUACGUCCCAGAGAACGGAAUAUGGCGCAAAAAGAAAAAGCAGCCGAAGUAUCAAGCGCCGAAAUCGCCAGAAAACGCGGAACCCGCCAGUAAGUAUGGCGAGUAUUCGGUUUUUCAAAGCGACAUACCACAGAUCGAGACUAGAGAUAUGGCUGAGGAUGCCAUUACCGGAAAUUCACUAGAUGAAGCCGACGAGAAAAAGAGUGGCAUGACUAUGUUCAAUCUUGUCUUCAUUUUGAAUCCUAAGAAGCAUGAGGCAAGGGAGCUAGCGGAGAAUCUAUAUCUCCAUAUCAUAAAGAAGAUUAAUAAGGCCUAUAAGUACAGCCAACAGAAGAGUGAUUUUGUCUGGAAAGAGUCAAAACGAAUCUUAGCAAUGAAGGAUAAGGGCCGGGAAUCAAAAACUAAGAUGAGCACGCUAUGGAAGGAGAUACUAGAAGUCUCUUCCUUAGCUGCAUCCAUGCAGGAUGUCUACGAAGCCGUCUCCCACAACAAAAUAGCGGCACUGCAACUAGACACAGCCGAAGGCGCAGUAACGCACUCAGUUCAGAUACCCGUACCGUUCUAUAUCACGGACCUACCCCCCGAUGACGAGAGUGGCUCUAAAGGACUAUGGAUAACCACUGCCAACUCCUUCGUCGAAGAGGAUAGCCUUCACGACCCUGACUUCCUCGAUAAGAACUUCGCAUUGCUCCUGAUGAGUGACGAGAAGAAGAUCAUCGCGGAGCUCCAGGCCGACCCUGACGAAACAACGGCCGCAAUGAUCGAGUUCGUACGGCUCUCAAAGCCAACUAUGUCCUUUCACCAAAUCGGCCAAGGCACGGCCCUUUCCCCAGCGCAAGUUCGGAAGUAUGCGCAGCACUUCAUCUUCUGGCGUCGCGCCAUCGCGAUCCCGCCCUUACAUGCGCGCGACGUAUACAUCCUGUCACCGAAUAGCGAUAUGUCACGUCUACCUCGCGCAUCCCAGGCCUGGGCCAAGUGCUUCCCGCUCGCACCCCCUUUACCCGAGUUCCUAGCGAGUUUAUCGGCCGCUCCACGCUCGUACAAGUUAUUCGCGCCUAGCAAAAACCAUCGCCCGACCUACCUAGCUAUGUUGGCUUGGCUUAUGCGUGGCGGCUGGGCAGCCCAACUGUGUACUUUCGCAUAUGUCGUCGUCUGGCCCGAGAUCUUAUACGAGGUAGACUACGAGCUCGAAGCAGAGGAGAUAGAGCGCGCGCGAAACGAAGCAAAGGCCGAAGCCGAGGGAACGUCUAACGAAUCGGACACACACUCCCAAGUAUCUUCAUCGCCGCCCCCAUCAUCCCCACGCUCUGAUUCCCCCGGAUCUCCCGACUCUAACAACCCCAACCCUAACCCCGACGAAAGACCCCGAACGAGCCUCAGCAGCACCUCUUCCUCCUCCGAGCACCCAAUUCCCAUAUCCCUAACCUCCUCCACGGCAACCCUCCAACCACCAUCCUCAUCACAGUCGCACACCCAAAAGACCGCCGGAGAACAAGCAGCCGAGCAAGCACGCCUCUCCCGCCUCGCAACCCGCGCACACCUAGCCGCGGCCUCAAAAGCCGCAGCACACGCACGCCGCCCCGUCCCCCAACGCACAGCACACCCCUCCGUAAACCGAGCACCGCACCUAGCGCACCUAAGCCCCUACGUAAUCGUCGACGCCGGCCGCGUCGGCGAGCGGGACUCGCGGUACCUCUCCGCGAUCGGCCGCCGCCUGCCGGAGCGGGUAACCCACGCCUCGAGCGGCGCGCUAGCCGUAACCACACGUCCCAACACGCGCCCCAGCAGCAGCAGCAACACCGCCGCCGACGCAGGAAAAGGGAAAGAAACAACCGAAGGGAUAAAAAUAGGACCAAGCAGCAAGCCCAGUAAAGGGGGGUCAGGACCACCGCUGAACCCGCGAACCGCGUGGCCCGUCUUCUGGAAGUACUUUGACGGGCGCUGGGCACUUGAGCGCGUGGCUUUGCACGAGGACAUGAAGCGUCGGGACGCGUGGAACUUGCUUAAUUCUAUGAGCGAGUAUUUGUUGACUGUGAGGCAUUGGUAGGCAUUGGUAGGUUUAGGUUAGGUUAGGCUAUGUGCUUACGUAUGUGUGUACAUAUAUGGUUACAUAGUUGGAUAGGUAUCCGGUAUCUAUGUACUCGAGCUACGUGUAAGAGAGUAAAUCCGUUUAUAGUGAGGUAUAUGGACGGGCGGGAAAGGUCGGGUUUAUGAUUCCGGGGUCUUCCCGCUUUGAUAGAUACCUAUCUCCUACCUGAAGAGAUAAAUUUGAACCUGGAACGAAGUUCUAUAGGCAUUUCAAGGCGAACAGCAAUAAAUUCACAUGCAGGCAAGCAAGCAUAGGCUUAUGUGGAUAAAUAUGAUUAUUAGGGUUAACCCG
Molecule: messenger RNA, 3063 nt
Organism: Annulohypoxylon maeteangense
Lineage: Eukaryota; Fungi; Ascomycota; Sordariomycetes; Xylariales; Hypoxylaceae
Product: nitrogen permease regulator of amino acid transport activity 3-domain-containing protein
Exons: 3
Coding region: 259-2730 (823 amino acids)
Biological process (GO): cellular response to amino acid starvation; positive regulation of autophagy; TORC1 signaling
Cellular component (GO): GATOR1 complex
Source: RefSeq, a predicted model, not a curated record